Messenger RNA from Fusarium oxysporum Fo47, 966 nucleotides. RefSeq names its product necrosis inducing protein-domain-containing protein. NCBI's taxonomy places the organism in Eukaryota, Fungi, Ascomycota, Sordariomycetes, Hypocreales, Nectriaceae. The record is from RefSeq and is a predicted model, not a curated record. The transcript has 2 exons. The coding region runs from base 1 to 966 and encodes 321 amino acids.
AUGCAUAUCCCAACUCUAUUUCUUUCCGCCCUGGGAUUAGUCUCCAUUGCUUCGGCAUUUCCCAGCCGAAUCUCAAACCCAGAGAAACUAUUUCGUCGCCUUCUGUUGCGAAGGCUAGAUACAAAUGCUGAUGAAGACAGUCUGCGAUACCAGCCAGCCCUCGAUUUUGACAAGGACAGUUGCUAUCACACUGCAGCUAUCGAUAGGGAUGGUGUAGUAAACAAAGGUCUCUCCAUACAUGGAGAUAUAACACACGACUGCCGUGAUAGGACUCGGCUCGACAAUGCAAACGUCUACACAAGAAAGCGCUGCAAUAACUGUUGGUGCGCAUACAUAACGGGUCUCCCAUGGAGUGGCCACAUACACGAUUGGGAAAACGUAGUAGUCUUUGUCAAGAACAACACCAUCCAACGCGUGGUAGCCUCAGCGCACGGAAAAUACCGUCAUAAGGACAACCUCUUACUACAAGACGGCCACCCUUUGAUCGUGUACCACAAGAGCUUUAUGUCAACUCAUGCCCUUCGGUUUGCUAAAGACGAGGACGUGAAAGACGUUGAGAACGAUUAUGGGAAGUGGUUUAUCGCAGAUCUGAUUGGCUGGGAUGGGUUUCCUACCCCAGAGUUCAAGCAGAAGUUGUCAAGCCAUAAGUUUGGAAAGGCGAAUUUUCAUUUGACAGAUGGGCAGUUUGCAUGGAGUUUGGAAAAGGCAGCCGGGGAUGCUGUUCCUGGGUUUGACUGUCAGAAGGAUGGAGGGAAAGAGUACAAGAACAAGGACGAAAGUGAAAAGAAGGAUACGCGCAAAGAAAAGCAGAAGGAUAAACUGAAAGACAAGGGCAAGAUUCAAGUGAAAGAGAAGAAUGUAAAGAAUGAAGAGAGCGAGGACGAAGAGAAGGAUGGGGAUGUCAAUGAGGACAAGGGUGGAGAGAGGGAGAAUGAUACAAAGAAGGAUAAGGAUGAAGACAAAUAG